Messenger RNA from Cryptomeria japonica (Japanese cedar), 1377 nucleotides. Its product is annotated as G-type lectin S-receptor-like serine/threonine-protein kinase At2g19130. Bases 18 to 1187 code for a protein of 389 amino acids. The transcript has a single exon. NCBI's taxonomy places the organism in Eukaryota, Viridiplantae, Streptophyta, Pinopsida, Cupressales, Cupressaceae. Gene Ontology annotation, biological process: protein phosphorylation. Gene Ontology annotation, molecular function: ATP binding; protein kinase activity. The record is from RefSeq and is a predicted model, not a curated record.
CUCCUCCCAUCUGUAGAAUGUGGUUUGGGGAUCUGUUCAAUGUUCGCGUUGCAUCAAACAACCAACCUAUCUUCCUUCGCAUGGCUGCUACUGAGUUGCAACAAUCCAUAUCCAGUGGAGGCAGUAACCAAGGUCGUGUCCUUUCAAUUUCACUUCCCGCAGGCACUGCUUUCGUUCUUGUUUCAGCUUUCCUUGUUAUAAUGUUUCUUCGGUGGAGGCGUGGAAUGCUGGGCAAGGGAGGAGAUAUGGAAGGUGAGACUCUGCCUGCUUCGCUGAGAACAUUCACUUACAAGGAGCUGCGAAUUGCAACCAACAAUUUCAGAGAUAAGUUAGGGAAAGGAGCAUUUGGUUCUGUCUUCAGAGGAGCUCUCCCAGACAAUACCCUUGUAGCAGUUAAAAAAUUAGAGGGGUCUACACAGGUAGAAAAGCAGUUUCGUGCAGAAAUAAGCACAAUCGGAAACAUACAGCAUGUCAAUUUGGUUCGGCUUUGCGGGUUUUGCACAGAAGGAUCACAAAGGCUGCUGGUUUACGAGUACAUGCCCAACGGAUCUCUCAAUUCCUUUCUAUUCGCUGGAUCACAAAAGCUGUUGGACUGGAAGACACGAUUCGAGAUUGCUUUGGGCACUGCACGAGCUUUAGUUUAUCUCCACGAAGAAUGCCGAGAUCAAAUCAUCCACUCUGAUAUAAAGCCCGAGAACAUUUUGCUUGAUAGCGAUUUCAACCCCAAGGUGGCUGAUUUUGGGCUGGCAAAGUUGGUGGGAAGAGAUUUCAGCAGGGUUUUGACAAGCAUGAGAGGAACUCGAGGUUACAUCGCUCCCGAGUGGAUCGACGGCUUAGCAAUUACUUCCAAGGCAGACGUGUAUAGCUUCGGCAUGAUGCUGCUGGAGAUGAUAUCGGGUCGAAGAAAUGUGGACAUGAGCGUGAAGGAACACACUAAGCAAUACUUUCCCAUAUGGGCUGCAACUCAAAUUCUAAACGGAAACAUGAUGAGCAUUGUGGACGAAAGAAUUGCGAUACAUGCGGAUGUUGAGGAGGUGAGAAGAGCUACUCUUGCAAGCCUGGUAUGCAUUUUAAAGGAUGAGAAUGAGAGGCCAAGCAUGGCUCAAGUUAUCCUGAUGCUACAAGGAAAGAUGAAUCCUGAUACACAACAGGUCAUGAGAUCUUUACAGUAUCUAGUUGAAUAUUAGAUUCCCGUUGUCAAUUUGUUUUUCAAUUUUUUUACGCCCUAUGCUAAACUUAAAAUGUUCAGCUCCUCUCUCAAAGGGUGCCUUCGCGGGUAAGGCUUGAUUUGAGGAGGCAAUAAACUUUGCAUUUUCCGCCCGGGUGAUUAUGUAUGUUAGAUUCCCUAAGUGAAUUUCUCAUAUAUAUAUAUAUAUA